Molecule: messenger RNA, 276 nt
Organism: Cetraspora pellucida
Lineage: Eukaryota; Fungi; Glomeromycota; Glomeromycetes; Diversisporales; Gigasporaceae
Source: the annotation of a GenBank genome assembly
UGUACUCUCAAUGAAGAAUUUGAUGAAUUGCGCCUAGUCUCCAUUCAUGGCAAUGCAAAUGGUGAAGUUUAUGCUAAACUUAUAGUAAACCAUGCUAUUCCUACUAUACAACAUCUAGUUUCUGAUGAGCAAGAAGUUCUUGAACAAGCUGGUAUUCCCCAAGAAGUUGAAAGACGAUUGUAUAAUUCUUUAAAUAAACCUACAAAUAUUGAUAAUUUGGAGGAAAAGGUCAUAGCAGUGUGGUAUUCAAUUCCAUCCCAAUAUUAUCAUAGGGUG